Molecule: messenger RNA, 795 nt
Organism: Coprinopsis cinerea okayama7#130
Lineage: Eukaryota; Fungi; Basidiomycota; Agaricomycetes; Agaricales; Psathyrellaceae
Exons: 3
Coding region: 1-795 (264 amino acids)
Cellular component (GO): cytosol
Source: RefSeq, a predicted model, not a curated record
AUGAAGGCCGUCCUACUCCUUCGCCCGAACGUCUCUCUUUACUCGACGGAUGCUCACCCGGCGAAUUGCUCACCAUACUCCCUGGAUACCAGCGACGACGAAUCUAACUCUGAACGCCGUCGUCGGCGGACUUCGAACCCAACUAGGACCUGCGAGUGUCUAACCCAAACACUCUGCUGCCAUGGAUGUGGAAAUUCCGUUGGGUAUAUGAUUGUGGUUCCCUGUACACGAUGCACGUCCUCCGUCACGACAUCCAAUCGUUCGACCAACGGUCAUCGUUUCGUGUUUCAUUCAAGUGAAAUUGUGGCCAUCGAACGGAGAUACAUUCCCGGGGAGAAGGGCGUGAGCGGAUAUGAGACUCCGGACGUCCCACUCCGGUCGUUCCCCCCUUUGCGCACGUUCGAACACGCGUCCCCUGCGUUUUACAGCCCAUCACAGGAGCCUCCUUACAACCUCCCUCCUCUUCACCAACACCCAAAUCCAGCUUACCACCGACGUCAUCCGCACCUUCGCGAUCAUUUCAGCGCUAGAUCACAUCCACCGCCCUCUUCCGACGACGGCCCCUAUGAUCAAGACCAUACUUCUACAUCCCAUCCAGAAGCCCCAGUACCACCAGAACACAAGGAACACCCCGCUGCUCGACGGCUAAAAGCAGGCGAAUGCGUGUUCUGGCAUCAUCUGACGCGUGGUGGGGAAAUCCUAGGGGUUUACGACGACGAGAGAGCAAGAAGGCCAUGGUCCCCUGACUCCCCUGAUUCGGAGACUCGUUGGCUUGAAAUGCAGUUUGAUCGCUAA